Molecule: messenger RNA, 1693 nt
Organism: Ziziphus jujuba (common jujube)
Lineage: Eukaryota; Viridiplantae; Streptophyta; Magnoliopsida; Rosales; Rhamnaceae
Exons: 1
Coding region: 513-1571 (352 amino acids)
Source: RefSeq, a predicted model, not a curated record
GAAUGCUACUCACACUCGUAUUUAAAAGCUCGUGAAUUUAAAAUAUUGAAGAGGUAAAAAAUUAUUGUAAAUGAUAAAAGAAAAAAAAAACUUUUCUUCUAAAUGACAUGUCAUUUUAAUAUAUUUAAAAUAUAAAAACUUAAUUAGACAAUAAAAAUAACAAUCUUUAAUAUUUCCUCUGUUUGAUUGAAAUUGUGAUCCAAAAUUUAAAAUCUUUACCACUUUUAAUUUGAUUAUUUUUAUUAAUUUUUUUAAUUCAUACCGCAAAGAAAUAUAGUUUUCAUCUAAAUCAAAUGAUAAAAAAAUUAAAUAUAAACGUCAAAUCAUGAUAUAGAAUAAACAUUAAUUUAAUUGUUAGGAGGAAGAAAUAUUCGCCAAGUGCAAAUGUUGUGUUGAAGGCUUCCUGGUAGCACAGAAAAGACAAAUUAACCUCUUUGAUCACUUCUCCAAGAUCGUGUAAUUCACUACGAUAUCAAAUGGUAGAACUACAAAUUAAUUAAUAUAAAUAGUUCAUGGCCCUUUUGCUCUUUCCCCAUAGUGUACCAAAGAGAAAAUCAAAGAUCGAUCUUAAUUACAAGUUAUUUCCAAUGGAGUACUUUCGUCAAACGCUUAUGGGUUUUGUGGAAAUUCUAAUGAAAACCUAUAAAAUCUUCUCAACUAAUGGAAAGCUUAUACCUUUCAUCACCCUUCUCUUCCUUCUCAUCCAAUCCAUCUUUUUCCUUUUGAAUUUCUUCUCCGUCAAACCCCUAGUUAUCCAUUUGGCAAGGAAGCUCAUAAUCAGCUUGUUAUUGGUUGGAGAUAAUCCCACGGCCAAUCAUGCCUCCGAUUUCACCAAACUAGUCACUGUUUUGGAAGCCGAUGCUCAAAUCUUAGUCGGGUUGGAAUGGAUUUUCCUUCUCGUCUCCUCUUUCACUUCCUUAUUCUUUGCAGUUGUCACAAUAUUAGCAUCGUCGGCCACCUAUGCCGGAAAAAGCAUAAAUGUCAAGGAAUUACUUUCUUUGGUUUGGAAGCCAUGGAUAAGAGCUUUCGUCACUGUUUUCUAUAUAACUUUGCUUGAACUAGGUUAUAUUUUCAUGGCUUCCUCAUUUAUGCUCCCAUUUGUGCUGAUUUUGGGAGUUGACCUUGCCAAAUCUUUUUCUUAUAUCAUUAUAUUCGUGUUAGCUUCGAUUUUCUAUUGCUAUUUAUCUGUUGUUUGGAAUCUAGCGCUUGCUGUUUCAGUAAUGGAAGAGAAAUAUAGUGGGAUUGAGGCACUUGGAAAAGCUGGACAACUUGUUAAAGGCCUGAAGCUACAAGGGUUUUUAACGAAUCUUGCGUUUGGAAUACUAUAUUGUGUUGCUUUCCAGGUUAUCAGAAAGAUGAAUGAGAAACAAUCAGAAGCUGUGGGGAUAAGUAUUGCAUUGUUUGCCAUAGAUUUCAUGCUCUUGGUUAAGAUGUUUUUGGUGAUUGCUUACACGGUUUUGUACCAUGAGUGCAAGAAAAGCCAUGGAGAAGAGAUUGAAGUGCAAAAGAGCAUUGAAUAUACCAAAGUGCCGGCUGGUGUACCGCUCAUCAUCCGUGCAGAUUUGCCAUAAUUUUAUAUAAUUUUUUUUCUUUUUAGUUACAGGGAGAAGGGAUAUACCCAGAUUGAAGUUUGAAUCCUAGAUUUGACAUGUAAUGUUAAAACUAUAUAUAUAUAUAUAUAUAUAUGUAUGGU